AUGAGCACCAUGCGGCUGCUGCUGCUCGCCCUGCUCUUCUCCUCCUCCUUCGCCCGCGCCGGCUGCGACCCCAAGAUCGUCAACAUCGGCGCGGUGCUGAGCACCAAGAAGCACGAGCAGAUCUUCCGCGAGGCGGUGAACCAGGCCAACAAGCGGCACGGCACCUGGAAGCUCCAGCUCAACGCCACCUCGGUCACGCACAAGCCCAACGCCAUCCAGAUGGCCCUCUCCGUCUGCGAGGACCUCAUCUCCAGCCAGGUCUAUGCAAUAUUAGUUAGUCACCCUCCUGCUCCCAACGAUCACCUAACACCAACACCCGUAUCAUACACAGCUGGCUUCUACAGGAUCCCUGUCAUUGGUCUGACAACACGCAUGUCUAUAUAUUCUGAUAAGAGUAUCCACCUGUCCUUUUUGCGCACGGUCCCACCAUACUCUCACCAGGCCAACGUCUGGUUUGAGAUGAUGAGAGUCUUCAACUGGAAUCACGUCAUUCUGAUAGUCAGUGACGACCAUGAAGGUCGUGCUGCACAAAAGAAGCUGGAGACCCUCUUGGAGGAGAGAGAGUCCAAGAGUAAAAAAAGGAACUAUGAAAACCUCGACCAACUUUCCUAUGACAACAAGCGAGGACCCAAGGCUGAGAAAGUCCUUCAGUUUGACCCUGGAACCAAAAAUGUGACGUCGCUGCUGCUGGAGGCUAAGGAGCUGGAGGCUCGAGUCAUCAUCCUUUCUGCCAGUGAGGAUGAUGCGGCCACGGUGUACAGAUCAGCAGCCAUGCUCAAUAUGACGGGCUCCGGCUACGUGUGGCUGGUGGGGGAACGGGAGAUAUCGGGCAAUGCCCUGCGUUACGCCCCUGAUGGAGUGAUCGGUUUGCAGCUCAUCAACGGAAAGAACGAGUCAGCCCACAUCAGUGACGCUGUUGCAGUGGUGGCCCAGGCUGUGCAUGACUUGUUUGAGAAGGAGAAUAUCACAGACCCGCCACGGGGCUGCGUGGGCAACACCAACAUCUGGAAGACGGGACCCCUAUUCAAGAGGGUGUUGAUGUCCUCCAAGUACUCGGAGGGUGUUACUGGACGGGUGGAGUUCAACGAGGACGGGGACAGGAAGUUUGCCAACUACAGUAUCAUGAACCUGCAGAAUCGGAAACUGGUCCAAGUUGGGAUUUACAAUGGCAGCCACGUCUUGACCAAUGACCGGAAGAUUAUCUGGCCAGGGGGAGAAACCGAGAAACCUCAAGGCUAUCAGAUGUCAACCAAGUUGAAGAUCGUGACCAUCCACCAAGAGCCCUUUGUGUAUGUGAAGCCCACGCAAGCAGAUGGGACAUGCAGGGAGGAGUUCACCAUCAAUGGAGAUCCUGUGAAAAAGGUCUUUUGCACUGGACCCAACGAGACCAUCCCAGGCCGCCCCACCGUGGCACUAUGCUGCUACGGCUUCUGCAUCGACCUGCUCAUCCGGCUGGCAGGGGUAAUGAACUUCACCUACGAGGUUCACCUGGUGGCUGAUGGUAAAUUUGGUACCCAAGAGCGGGUUAACAACAGCAACAAGAAGGAGUGGAAUGGGAUGAUGGGGGAACUGCUGAGCGGCCAAGCAGACAUGAUUGUGGCUCCCCUCACCAUCAACAACGAGCGGGCACAGUACAUUGAGUUCUCCAAGCCCUUCAAGUACCAAGGCCUCACCAUCCUUGUGAAGAAGGAAAUCCCCCGCAGCACCUUGGACUCAUUCAUGCAGCCUUUCCAGAGCACACUUUGGCUGCUGGUGGGGUUGUCUGUGCACGUGGUGGCAGUGAUGUUGUACCUCUUGGACCGAUUCAGCCCAUUUGGCCGGUUCAAAGUGAACAGCGAGGAGGAGGAGGAAGAUGCCCUGACCCUUUCCUCAGCCAUGUGGUUCUCCUGGGGAGUCCUGCUGAACUCUGGCAUCGGAGAAGGUGCUCCCCGGAGUUUCUCUGCCCGUAUUCUUGGCAUGGUGUGGGCUGGCUUUGCUAUGAUCAUUGUGGCUUCAUACACUGCCAACCUGGCAGCCUUCCUGGUGUUAGACCGGCCUGAGGAGAGAAUUACAGGCAUUAACGACCCCCGGCUGCGCAACCCUUCUGAUAAAUUCAUCUACGCCACGGUGAAGCAGAGCUCGGUGGAUAUCUACUUCCGACGGCAGGUGGAGCUGAGCACGAUGUACCGGCAUAUGGAGAAGCACAACUACGAGAGCGCUGCCGAAGCCAUCCAGGCAGUGAGGGACAACAAGCUCCACGCCUUCAUCUGGGACUCAGCGGUGCUGGAGUUUGAAGCCUCCCAGAAGUGUGACCUGGUGACGACGGGGGAGCUUUUCUUCCGCUCCGGCUUCGGGAUCGGGAUGCGCAAGGACAGCCCGUGGAAGCAGAAUGUCUCCCUGGCCAUCCUCAAGUCCCACGAGAACGGCUUCAUGGAGGAUUUGGACAAGACUUGGGUGAGGUAUCAGGAGUGUGAUUCCCGUAGCAAUGCCCCAGCAACACUCACCUUUGAAAAUAUGGCAGGUGUGUUUAUGCUGGUGGCUGGAGGUAUUGUUGCCGGGAUAUUUUUAAUAUUCAUAGAAAUAGCUUACAAAAGGCAUAAGGACGCGCGGAGGAAGCAGAUGCAGCUGGCGUUUGCGGCCGUUAAUGUGUGGAGGAAAAAUCUGCAGGAUAGAAAAAGUGGUAGAGCAGAACCUGACCCUAAAAAGAAAGCCACUUUUAGGUCCAUCACCUCCACCCUGGCCUCCAGCUUCAAGAGACGUAGGUCCUCCAAGGAUACGCCCUGCAGAAUGGUCCCUCAGGAGUGCCAGAGAGACAGGCUGGCACCAUGGAGCCAAGACAGCCCUGGGAAGCUACCACCCCACUCUGAACGUCCUAGCGCCCACCAUCACCCGAGCUGCACAGCCUCUCCGCGGCACAUCAUCCCCACCGCCCCAGGAGGAGAUGCAUGUGUUCCCCAUAGGCAGCUCCUGCAACUCGAAUAGCACUCGCAGAGCUGACGUACUGCCAUCCAUCGCAGCCACCCACGAUACUGCAACCCCACAGAAGCCAUGUGAGACGCAUAAACCACACAGACACCUUCCGAGCCGGCACAUUUCGUACAGACACGUAACGAGGUGCACAGGUCCCUUAGCCCCCCCCACUGCAGCCGUCAUCAGAGUCACACUGCCAGCCCGCGGGCGUCCCCGCCCAUACACAGCAUGACACAUGUCCCAUGUCACCGCCAAGCAAGGGCCCGGCUCUGUGAGGCGAUGCUCGCCCUGCAGCCAUGGGGAUGGUGCCAAAGCUGGUUGAGAACUGAGGGGGUUCAUGGAAAAGGUCACCUUUUCAGUGAAGGAUCAGCCGUCCCAAAGCCAAACGCUUCUUGGCUGAAAAAGAACCUAGUUUUUGGCCCAAAAGAACCAAAUGUAGGUCAAAGACAACUAUUUUUUUUUUUUUUAAAGGAAAGUUGACAUUUUCUACAGCAAGAUUACAUUUAGCUGGAAUCUUAAUUUUUAAUUACAAAAAAACCCACCCAAACCCCAAAAUUCUUCCAGAAAAUCUUCCACCAGCCAGGGACUACCAUAUGAGCCCAGAUUAGGUUGAAGUCAUUUUUAAAGACAUAUUAAGUUCUUGUCUAUAUUUUCUUCCUGGUUGUCAUUUAAAGUUUUUGGUGCCUUCACUUCACUUCCAUACCUUAACAUGUUUGAGUCUCUUCUACAGUUAAUAUUGAUUAAUUUCUUGGCUUUAUAAUGUUUGGUUUGGGGAUAAUUGCACCAUCCCUGUAACAUAAUUUACCCUAAAUUACUGAUAUGUGCUUCUAGCAUUAGUUCUACUUUAAGAUAGUUUUGAUAUGACAGUUUUCUUGCUUUUUUUCUUUUCCUUUUUUUUUAAUUUUUAUUAUUAAAAAUUGCAUGCAUGAACUCUACACAAAAAAAAGUAAAUGAGAAUGUUACCCUGUGAUAACUCUGUGAUUGGAGGAGAUAUGCUUUCAAAUCAAAA
Molecule: messenger RNA, 3958 nt
Organism: Haliaeetus leucocephalus (bald eagle)
Lineage: Eukaryota; Metazoa; Chordata; Aves; Accipitriformes; Accipitridae
Gene: GRIN1
Product: glutamate receptor, ionotropic, N-methyl D-aspartate 1
Exons: 21
Coding region: 1-2961 (986 amino acids)
Biological process (GO): regulation of membrane potential; monoatomic ion transport; chemical synaptic transmission
Cellular component (GO): plasma membrane; NMDA selective glutamate receptor complex; neuron projection
Molecular function (GO): NMDA glutamate receptor activity
Source: RefSeq, a predicted model, not a curated record